GCGUCGCCUCUCUGCGGCUGUGGUCGCUUCCGGCCGCGUCCAGGGGGACCCGGGCUGCUUGAGCCCCGGGGGGGGGGGGGUGGCGGCGGAACCCCGAGCCCGCGGGGCAUUGGGGCGCACCUGUCCAGCUGGCGCGUGCCACACCCACCGCGCCGCGCUCGCCCCCUCCCCCGCAAAGCCGAGCGGGGAGCGGCCAGUCCCGCGCAGGGGGGUGCGCGCCGGAGACUCCCGCCCCCCAUCGGGUAACUGGACUCUCCGCCUCCUCGGCCCCCAACAAACCCCACCUCGGCGCCGGAGGCAGUCGGCGCGCGACCUCGGGCCCCCCCAGACCCCGCGGCCCGGCUCUCUCCCCGCGCGGGCGCGGUCGGGGCGCGCGGCUCGGCACAGGGCCCCCCCAGUGCCCGCCGCCCGGACGCGGAGAGCGGGGCACCGGGACGCGCUGGCCGGCGUCGGGGCCCUGGCCGGGGGCCGGGCGGGAGCCGGCGCGCCCCAGCGGGAUGCGGGCGGCGAGAGGGGGCGCAGAGUAGCCGGCCGGGCCCCGGGCUCGCCCCUCCUCCCGCGCCCUGGCGCUGCGCGGGGCUGCCAUGGAGGUGCCCAACACCAAGGACUUCCAGUGGAAGCGCCUGGCGCCGCUGCCCAGCCGCCGGGUCUACUGCUCCCUGCUGGAGAGCGGGGGCCAGGUCUAUGCCAUCGGGGGAUGUGACGACAAUGGCGUUCCCAUGGACUGCUUCGAGGUCUACUCCCCCGAGGCCGACCAGUGGACCGCCCUGCCCCCGCUGCCCACACCCCGCGCCGGGGUGGCCGCCACCGCCCUGGGGAAGCGCAUCAUGGUGAUCGGGGGUGUGGGCACCAGCCAGCUUCCCCUCAAGGUCGUGGAGAUGUACAACAUUGACGAAGGCAAGUGGAAGAAGAGGAGCAUGCUGCGCGAGGCCGCCAUGGGCAUUUCGGUCACAGCCAAAGAUUACCGAGUGUAUGCAGCAGGGGGCAUGGGCCUGGACCUCCGUCCACACAACCAUCUCCAGCACUACGACAUGCUCAAGGACAUGUGGGUGUCGCUGGCACCCAUGCCCACGCCGAGAUACGCCGCCACCUCCUUCCUGCGAGGUUCCAAGAUCUACGUGCUGGGGGGGCGGCAGUCCAAGUAUGCAGUCAAUGCCUUCGAAGUCUUCGACAUCGAGACUCGCUCCUGGACCAAGUUCCCCAACAUCCCCUGUAAGCGGGCCUUCUCCAGCUUCGUGGCGCUGGACAGCCACCUGUACAGCCUGGGCGGCCUGCGGCAGGGCCGCCUCUACCGCCAGCCCAAGUUCCUGCGCACCAUGGACGUGUUCGACAUGGAGCAGGGGGGCUGGCUGAAGAUGGAACGGUCCUUCUUCCUCAAAAAGCGGCGCGCGGACUUUGUGGCCGGCCCCCUGAGUGGACGGGUCAUAGUGGCCGGAGGACUUGGGAACCAGCCCACCGUCCUGGAGACAGCGGAGGCGUUCCACCCCGGGAAGAACAAGUGGGAGGCGCUCCCGGCCAUGCCCACGCCCCGCUGCGCCUGCGCCAGCAUCGUCAUCAAGAACUGCCUGCUGGCGGUGGGGGGCGUCAACCAGGGCCUGAGCGACGCCGUGGAAGCCCUGUGUGUCUCCGACUCCUAGUGGCCCCCUGCCCCCCCCCCGCCCCGCCUGGCUCCCCUCUGACAUGAAGACCAGCCCGUGCCAGCAGCCCGGGCUACUGAGGCUGGGACAGGUCCACGGCCCCCCGCCCCUGGAGUGCCGCCCCCUCCAGGAGGGGGACAGGCGGUGGCCGGCCAGCCAGAGGAUGAGCAGCUGUGCUGUCUUUCCCUGGCUCCAGCCAGCUUGGUCUCGUGGGCUGGAAAACUGGGGUGGACUCGUGGACAGGGUCGGGGGAGAUGGGUGGUCAGCCUCUCCCCUCUCCCGUGGUCAGCAUCCCCUCCUGUGGGCUGUCCCUCUGGGCCUGCCUGGCUCUCGGCUGUCUACACAGCAAGAAUCGCCCUGCAGGAUCCGGGGAAGGGAAGUAGGCUCCCGAGGACGGCUGCAGCCCGGACAACCCAGGCCUCUCGGGGUCCUUACCGGGAAGGUGGGCCCGGAAGGGACACCCCACCCCUCUCCCCCACUUCUCCUGUGACCCCUCCUAGAGUGUGGGAGGGGGGCCUCAGCAGUCUCUGCGAGUGUCGACCUUCUCACUCACACUGUGUACCCCCAUCCACCAAGGCCGGAUGGCCGCACUCUGGCUAACCGCACAGCACAAUGAUUAAAAUCUAUAUUC
This is a messenger RNA of Sorex araneus (European shrew), 2268 nucleotides long. RefSeq names its product kelch domain containing 8A (gene KLHDC8A). Bases 585 to 1637 code for a protein of 350 amino acids. The transcript has 6 exons. NCBI's taxonomy places the organism in Eukaryota, Metazoa, Chordata, Mammalia, Eulipotyphla, Soricidae. The record is from RefSeq and is a predicted model, not a curated record. Gene Ontology annotation, molecular function: protein binding.